Messenger RNA from Dendrobium catenatum, 3223 nucleotides. Its product is annotated as alpha-mannosidase-like. The transcript has 29 exons. Lineage: Eukaryota; Viridiplantae; Streptophyta; Magnoliopsida; Asparagales; Orchidaceae. Gene Ontology annotation, molecular function: carbohydrate binding; alpha-mannosidase activity. Gene Ontology annotation, biological process: mannose metabolic process. The record is from RefSeq and is a predicted model, not a curated record. The coding region runs from base 1 to 3195 and encodes 1064 amino acids.
AUGUCGUCGCCGGUGGCAGCGGCGUUGCUUUUGAUCUCUCUAUUAUUGGUGGAGGUUGGAGGAGUUUUUAUUAGAUACAAUACGACCGCCGGCGUCGUCGACGGAAAGCUCAAUGUUCACCUGGUUCCUCACACUCAUGAUGAUGUUGGGUGGUUGAAGACAAUCGAUCAGUAUUACGUCGGCUCUAAUAAUAGCAUACAGGGUGCUUGUGUGAAUAACGUGCUGGACUCUUUGGUGGUGGCGUUGCUCAAAGAUCCAAAUAGGAAGUUUGCUUAUGCCGAACAGGCUUUUUUCCAAAGAUGGUGGGCUGAACAAAGUGAUAUGAUGCAAGAAGCGGUCAAAAAAUUAGUAGAUUCUGGCCAGUUGGAAUUCGUAAAUGGUGGCUGGUGCAUGCAUGAUGAAGCUGCUACACACUAUAUUGAUAUGAUUGAUCAAACUACUCUUGGUCAUCUUAUGAUAAAGAAACAGUUUAACCAUAUUCCUCGAAUUGGUUGGCAGAUUGAUCCUUUUGGACAUUCUGCCGUGCAAGGCUACUUAUUAGGAUCCGAGCUUGGUUUUGAUGCUGUAUUCUUUGCAAGGAUUGACUACCAGGAGAAAAAAAAACGUAAAGUGGACAAAUCUCUUGAAGUCAUUUGGCGUGGUUCAAGAACUUUUGGUUCAUCCUCCCAGAUUUUUGCGGGUGCUUUUCCUGAUCUUUACGGCCCUCCAGAAGGAUUUUAUUUUGAAAUGGAUUAUUACGACUCUCCUGUCCAAGAUGAUCCUCAUCUCGAUGUUUACAAUGUUAACGAGCGUGUAAAUGAUUUUAUUGAUGCUGCUCUGGUUCAAGCUAACGUGACUCGCACAAAUCAUAUUAUGUGGACAAUGGGUGAUGAUUUUGCGUACCAGUAUGCUGAAUCUUGGUUCAAGGAAAUGGACAAGUUUAUCAAUUAUGUAAACAUGGAUGGCCGUAUCCAUGCACUGUAUUCCACACCAUCAAUCUAUACUGAUGCAAAAUAUGCUUCAAAUGAAGCAUGGCCGCUGAAAACAGAUGACUAUUUACCAUAUGCCAAUGCUCCCAAUGCUUAUUUUACUGGCUAUUAUACUAGCCGACCAACAUUCAAGAGAUUUGUUCGUGUGUUAAGCGCUUAUUACCUGGCUGCAAGACAACUAGAGUUUCUGGUAGGAAGGAAAGCUGGUUUAACCACCUUUUCUUUAGGUGAGGCUUUGGGUGUUGCUCAGCACCAUGAUGCUAUCUCUGGUACUUCACUACUGCACGUAACAAAUGACUAUACAAAGCGUCUUGCAUAUGGAGCUUCUCAGGUUUGCAUCUUUUGCUUAAGCAAUCUCCAACCAAACUCCAAAUGCAUGAAUAGCGUCGCUCGAGAGCUUCAGCCGAACGGCAAAACUUCCGCAAUUUGGUUACAGGUGAACAGUGCGAUGCCAAUAUUAACAUUGCACUAUUCACCUCCACUAUUUUUAUGUCUCUGCCGGCUUUGCCAAAGAAACGCUGAGAUAGUUGUCAACCGUGCUAUUCCUUGUCUUCUUACUCCGGAUGAGAAUUGUGACUCCAGUACAUCAUCAAUUAAGUUAAGCCAGUGCAAUUUGCUCAAUAUAAGUUACUGCCCACCUACAGAAGAAAUUUCAGAUGGGAAGAGUUUAGUAAUAGUAGUUUAUAAUUCUCUUGGAUGGGAUCGUAUGGAGUAUGUUAAGGUUCCAGUUAAUGAUAACGAGCUUGUUGUACGUGAUGCUAAUGGCAAUUCUAUCGAGUCUCAAGUUAUUGAGAUGGACAAUACUACUGCGAAUAUAAGAGAUUUUUAUGUCAAGGCAUACCUUGGAGAGCUGCCAAAGGAUUCCGCAAAGUUCUGGCUUGUAUUUAAAGUACUUGUGCCACCACUGGGAUGGAAUACCUAUUAUAUAUCAAAAGCAACUAAGAAAGAAAGCACUUCAGAGAGCCUUAUCUCAACUAUAUCAUCAGCUGAUGAUGAAACAGUGGAGAUAGGACCUGGGCCUCUUAAAAUAAGCUUCUCGUCAACUUCUGGGAAACUGAAAAGAGUGGUGAACCACAGAACAGGAGUUGAUUUACUUGUGCAACAAAAUUAUCUCUGGUAUGGUUCUAGCCCUGGUGAUAAACAAGAUCCUCAGGCAUCUCAUGCUUACAUUUUCCGGCCUGAUGGUAGACCUCCUACAGCUUCUUCGGGAUUGGUAGCUAUGAAAGUGGUAAGGGGAUCCUUAGUUGAUGAAGUCCAUCAACAAUUUAACUCAUGGAUAAAUCAGGUCACAAGAAUAUACAAGGACAAGGAAAUUGUUGAAUUUGAAUAUACUAUUGGCCCAGUCCCAACUGAUGGGGUUGGAAAAGAGGUCAUUACUCGUUUGACAACCAGUAUGGCCACGAACAGGACAUUUUAUACCGACUCCAAUGGAAGGGAUUUUCUAAAACGGGUGCGAGAUCACAGAGACGAUUGGAACCUUACAGUGAAUCAACCUGUUGCAGGAAAUUAUUACCCGCUCAACCUGGGAAUGUAUAUAGAAGAUAAGAACUAUGAGUUGUCUAUUCUUGUAGACCGGGCUUGUGGAGGCUCUAGCAUUCAGGAUGGUCAAUUGGAAAUCAUGCUUCAUAGGCGUAUAGUUGAUGUUGAAGGAAGUUUUCUUGGAGAAGCACUUAAUGAGACAGUUUGUGUGGAUGAAGUUUGUCAGGGUCUCACGGUUAGGGGAACUUACUACAUGAGCGUCAAUCAAUUAGGACAUGGAGCACAGUGGCGGCGGACAAAUGGUCAACAGAUAUACUCUCCUCUUCUUUUAGCAUUCGCAAAUGAGGAUGAGAGAAAUUGGAAAUCUUCACAAAUCUCGAAAGCCACUUCUAUGGAUCCUACUUACAGUUUACCUCCUAAUGUUGCACUCAUCACACUCGAGGAAUUAGAUGAUGGCACUGUGCUCCUGCGUUUGGCUCAUUUAUAUGAGGCUGGUGAGGAUGUCCAGAAUUCAGUACUGGCUAAGGUGGAAUUGAAGAAGAUCUUUGCACAAAAAAAUAUUAAGGAACUAAAAGAAACAAGCUUAUCAGCAAAUCAAGAUAAGGCAGAGAUGAAGAAAUUGAAUUGGAGAGUUGAAGGUGACAGUGGAGAUAAUCCAACUCCAAUUAGAGGAGGUCCAGUGAACAAUUCCACCCUCGUUGUGGAGUUAGGGCCUAUGGAAAUUCGCACUUUCCUCUUGAAAUUCUAAACGUAUGUGUGGGAAAGCAAUUGCAGUU